Molecule: messenger RNA, 1098 nt
Organism: Aspergillus welwitschiae
Lineage: Eukaryota; Fungi; Ascomycota; Eurotiomycetes; Eurotiales; Aspergillaceae
Product: kinase-like domain-containing protein
Exons: 7
Coding region: 1-1098 (365 amino acids)
Biological process (GO): stress-activated MAPK cascade; cellular response to oxidative stress; protein phosphorylation
Cellular component (GO): cytoplasm; nucleus
Molecular function (GO): ATP binding; protein serine/threonine kinase activity
Source: RefSeq, a predicted model, not a curated record
AUGGCGGGAUCCUUACAAACAGAGAUACUAGGUACCGUGUUUAAAGUGACUGAAAGGUAUACGGAUCUUUGGGUGAAAGGUCUGGCAGCGUCUGGUCUUCUUUGCCCCGCAUACGAUCGAAUCAUGCAGCAACCCGUGACGCUGAGGAAGAUCUCAAGGCCAUUCUAUGCAAGGAGCUAUUCGAGGAACGCUUUUCAUGAAAUAGUAUCAUUAAAGCAUCUUCGGCAUAGCAAUGUGAGCAUACACCACUCCCUCUGUACAGCGGCUGCUGAUAAGAUCGGCUAUCGACAGGAUCUUAGAUACGUUGUCAGUGAGUCUUCAGGGCCCAAACUUGGCCAAAUCAUGGGAACGGGAAGACUGGAUCAUAUUUUCACCACCUAUUUCUUAUAUCAGAUCUUAGUGAGGUUGAAAUAUCUUCACUCAGCAAGCUUGUAUCAUUGCGAUCUCCAACCCGCGGACAUUUUGGUCAAUGAAAUCGCUGAUCUGAAAAUUGGCAACCUUGAUCUCGAUGGACUCAAUCCUUGGCCAACCUGCAGCUGUUUCAUACACCACUACCAAGCCCCAGAGGUCAUACUCUUAUGUCAGCAACUAGAUCCGGCAGUCGAUAUUUUCAGCACUGGAUGUAUUCUAGGCGAGAUAUUUCGUGGAAGCGCUGUCUUUGCCGGAGAAGAUCUCAGGCACCAAUUAGAACUUUUCGUGGACAUACUCGGCUCUUCGCCGGAGCAAAUGCUUGAGGACAUUCGUGACAAGAAGACCCUUAGCAUUAUAGAGUCUCUUUCGAAGCAAUCGAGUCACUGCUCACCACAUUUCCGGGCAUUCACGAUGCUCUAUCCCAACACAAUGAUGCCAUAUUUGAGUGAGAAAGGACAUGAAUCUGAUACGUCCAUAGUUGUCAAUCUACUGGAAAAGAUUCUGACGUCCGACCCUCAAGGGAGGUUAGCGGCUUCCAAGGCUUUGGCACAUUCCCACCUGGCGCGGUACUAUGACCCUACAGAUGAACCAGUGGCCCACAGGAUUUCUGAGCGUUUGCUUGUCAAUGCAAGACUACCUGGGAAUCCAUGGGAAAAGAUGUUUGUUGUGGCCCUUCACACUUGGUAG